AUUAACUCGCUGUUAACUCAAGGUGGUCCAACUCACCGUAAAACCCAACUCGAUUCGAACACAAAACGAAGCCUAAACCAACUGGAGAUCGGCUUUCAUGCUGUGAGGAGAUCUGUGGAAGCUGGGAAGGUGAUCAUGGAGAAUGCGUUCAAGCUUCUCCUUUCAUGUCCCUCUGGUCUCUCUUCUUCACAGGUGUCGGUGAACUUCGACGAAUCGUACGAUAGAGUUCCUCAUCCGGACAUUGACUUAGAUAACUCCAUUUCUGAGAUAUGGGAUCAGAAGGUUCAACAAAGCACAUCACUGUUCAAUGGGAAAAAGUUUAGGUAUGGAGGACACAGUGGCCUUGAACCUCAUGUAUGCCUUCACCUUGGUCUAACAGAUUAUAGGACUUUUAUGGGGACAAACUUAAAUCCUUCAUGGGAAAGAUUUCUUGUGGCAUCUGAAGAUGAUUGUAAGCAGUGUCAACACACAUCUAGUCCAUUAGGCAAUGGUGCAAUUGUACAGACAUCUGAUAAUAUGAUACUUGUGCUCCAAAGAAGUAAUAAUGUUGGAGAAUUUCCAGGAUACUUGGUCUUUCCAGGUGGGCAUCCCGAGCCAGAAGAAGUUGGAAUUACAUCCCAUAAGUGUGAAAACUCAGAGUUGAGAAACAGAAAUAUUUCACAAGAGAUGUUUGACAGCAUUAUCCGUGAAGUUGUUGAAGAAAUAGGAGUACCUGCUUCAACAUUGAGCGACCCUUUAUUCAUUGGGAUAUCGCGUAGGGUAUUGAAUGUAAGACCCACUGCUUUUUUCUUCAUCAAGUGCAAUCUUGAAUCAACAAAAGUUCAACAACUUUAUUCCAGUGCACAAGAUGGCUUCGAGUCAACAAAACUUUAUAUUAUACAACCCAGUGAGUUGGAGAACAUGGCAUCUAAAAUGCCGGGGUGCCACAGAGGAGGAUUUGCACUUUACAAGUUGAUGUUAGAAUGUGUGAAGAACAUCAAGUGAAUGUGUAGAAGGUAUCAAGGCAUCAUGUUAGUAUAUAUUUGUUUGAUAUGCCAAUAGCUUUUUGAGGAAUAACUGAUUUGAAAAGUGAUUGGAACUUGAGCUUGGUAUUCCUUUCAAAGAAUGUAAGCUAAAAUGAAUAUAUCUCUAUUCGUUUUCUUUUAUUAAUUAAUUCAGCAAUUUUUGUAUCAAGAAUAUUUAGAAAGAUUUUCUCUGAUUACAACAUAUGUGAAUUAUGUGGUACGAUAAACAAUAAAUUUAUGAAGGUGCUUGAUUGAGAGGGU
Lactuca virosa is the source of this 1265-nucleotide messenger RNA. Lineage: Eukaryota; Viridiplantae; Streptophyta; Magnoliopsida; Asterales; Asteraceae. The record is from the annotation of a GenBank genome assembly.